Molecule: messenger RNA, 933 nt
Organism: Mizuhopecten yessoensis (Yesso scallop)
Lineage: Eukaryota; Metazoa; Mollusca; Bivalvia; Pectinida; Pectinidae
Product: RNA 3'-terminal phosphate cyclase-like
Exons: 8
Biological process (GO): RNA processing
Cellular component (GO): nucleus
Molecular function (GO): RNA-3'-phosphate cyclase activity
Source: RefSeq, a predicted model, not a curated record
CCAUAUGGUUUUAAGCGGGUGUUUUACGUCGAUUUUUAAUGUUGGUGCUGACCGGUGCAAUAUCUGUAAUAUUUUCGACCCGUUUUCGCACUAGGUUCCUGAUAACUGUUGUAUUAAACAGAAUGGCAUCGAACAAUGUUGGAUCACCGGUUGAAAUUGACGGUUCUAUGCUGGAAGGAGGAGGUCAAAUUUUGAGAAAUGCUGCGGCUUUGAGUUGUGUGCGUUGCUGUCCCAUUAGAGUGUAUAACAUCAGAGCAGGACGGAACAAGCCAGGACUUAGGCCUCAACACUUGACUGGCCUCACACUGAUAAACAAAGUAUGUGGAGGUCACUUAAUUGGAGGAGAUGUCUCCUCACAGGAAAUAGUGUUCCAUCCUGGCAGAGUGAAGUCGGGCGAUUACAUGGCCGAUCCUGGUACUGCUGGGAGCAUCUGCCUGUUGAUGCAGGCUGCUCUACCCUGUCUGCUGUAUGGUCCUGGUGAGUCUCACCUAACUCUGAGGGGUGGUACCAAUGCUGACAUGGCACCACAGGUGGAUUACUACAACUAUAUAUUUCAACCUAUUGUUGCUCAAUUUGGGAUGAAGAUAGAUAUCAACAUCAAGAGAAGGGGUUACUUUCCUAAAGGUGGAGGGGAAGUGGAGAUCACAUCAUAUCCAGUGAAAUAUCUAAAGCCAGUGACAAUGAUGGAUGUCGGAAAGGUGGUGAAGAUCUAUGGCCGGGCGUUUGUGGCCGGUGAUCUCCCUAUAAAGGUUGCGACAAUAAUGGAGAAAUGUGCAAAGACUGUUAUACGUGAAGACUAUACCGACAUACCAGUAAACAUUGAAGUGGUGAAGGAACCCCGCCAUAUGGCUAUUGGUACUGGUACUGGCAUCAUAAUAGUCGCGGAAACCUCAACAGGAUGUUUACUGGCAGGCUCAGCGUUAGGAAAGAAAG